AGCAUAUCGGGCCCGACUCAGUAUUUCGCAUUAACCAAGCUUGUCUGUGACUCUGCGAGUUCGAGUCUUGUGUGAGCUGUGCCGACGAGGGCUAUCCCUGGUGCUGUUGGGAUAACGGACAGCUGGACGGCGGCUUUAAGCCAAUUGCCACUUGGAUAUGCCGGACAAGGUAUCGAGACUCCUUUACCUUCUCAGUGCUGUCGCUGUAAUCGUUUCGUUACAGUCGGGCGGACAACCGACGCCGAAACGGUACCGCAGUAUUUAUGGCGACGACGUGAGCGGAUAUUCGUUGACGAAUAUUUUUGGGCUGAGUGUCGGGGCCCUAAACUUCCUACAGCAGGGCCAACGUUACAUGAACCAAGAGAUACCGGACACGGUACCGCAAUUCGGAGCCAUGUACGAUUUCGUGGUAAUUGGCGCCGGGACGGCCGGCGCCACGAUAGCAGCGAGAUUAAGCGAGAUUCGUCAGGUCGAGGUGUUACUGAUCGAAGCUGGAUCUACCGAGAAUUUGCUUAUGGACAUCCCAAUUCUCGUUCACAUGUUGCAGCUGAGCAACGAUAUCAAUUGGAAGUACCGGACCAAAUCGUCGAAAAAAUACUGCCUCGGCAUGGCCGACAACAGGUGCAACUGGCCUAGAGGGAAAGUGAUGGGUGGCAGCAGCGUGCUAAACUACAUGAUCGCAACCAGAGGCGGCGCCGAGGAUUACGACCGAUGGGCUGAGAUGGGAAACGAGGGCUGGGCUUACGAAAACGUUCUCGAAUACUUUAGAAAACUGGAGACAAUCGAUAUCCCAGAGCUGCAGUCGGACGCUAUCUACCAUGGAACCAAAGGACCGUUGCACAUCUCUUAUCCGUUAUUCCACACGCAAUUGGCAGAGGCCUUCCUAGAAGCUGGUAAGGAGCUCGGAUACCCGCUGUUGGAUUAUAACGGGAGAAAUAUGAUAGGAUUCUCGUAUGUACAGAGCACGAUUAUGAAUGGCACCCGUAUGAGCAGCAACAGAGCCUACCUACACCCCGCGAAAAAUCGCCGAAAUCUUCACGUGACACGCGAGAGCACGGUGAGAAAAGUGCUGAUUGAUCGUCGCGCGAAUCGGGCGAUCGGCGUUGAGUUUGUCAAACAUGAUCGACUUAUCCGCGUGUUUGCCAACAAAGAGGUGAUUUUGUGUGCGGGCUCCAUCGGAUCGCCUCAAUUACUGAUGCUAUCUGGCAUCGGACCGGCCAAGCAUCUUAACGAGCUCGGCAUAAACGUCGUCCGGGACUCGCCGGUUGGCGAAAAUCUAAUGGAUCACGUAGCUUUUGGCGGAUUAACAUGGACAGUGAACGAUCCGAUAUCUUUGAAUCUAUUCGACAUUAUUAAUCCCACUUCUCCGUAUAUAAAGGACUUUCUGAUAGAGCGCGCGGGACCACUCACGGUUCCAGGUGCGUGCGAAGCCCUCGCUUUUAUCGACACCAAACAUCCAAAGAGACGUGACGGUUUACCGGACAUCGAACUGUUAUUUAUCGGUGGUGGAUUUAAAGGAGAUAUUAUUUUUCCGACUAUAAUGGGUUUCAAUGAUCGAAUGCGUCAGAUAUGGCACAAAUACAACAGUAAUCACGGCUGGAGCAUACUACCGAUGCUGUUGAAGCCAAAGAGUCGUGGUCGGAUAAGACUAGUGGCCAAUGACAUUAACGUUAAACCCGAAAUCGUGCCGAAUUAUUUCGACCAUCCGGAAGAUGUCGAGACAAUGAUUGCCGGCAUUAAAGCUGCGAUAAGCGUCGGUCGGACGAAAGAGAUGCAGAAGUUUGGUUCACGAUUGUCGAACGAUACUCUUCCCGGAUGCGAAAACUACGAGUAUGAUUCUUAUGCUUAUUGGGAUUGCGCGGUAAGGACGGCGUCUAUUACCAUCUAUCACUAUUCUGGUACUUGUAAGAUGGGACCGAGAGGCGACCCGACCGCUGUCGUCGAUCCUAAAUUAAAGGUGAUUGGCAUUCAAGGACUACGAGUAGCAGAUGGUUCCAUCAUGCCCGAGAUUAUAUCGGCUCACACCAACGUACCUAUUUAUAUGAUUGCCGAGAAACUAGCCGAUAUGAUAAAGGAAGAAUGGGGAUACUCGGACAAGUCACGAACGUGAUGGUACUGUA
Temnothorax curvispinosus is the source of this 2120-nucleotide messenger RNA. RefSeq names its product glucose dehydrogenase [FAD, quinone]-like. Lineage: Eukaryota; Metazoa; Arthropoda; Insecta; Hymenoptera; Formicidae. The record is from RefSeq and is a predicted model, not a curated record. Bases 158 to 2110 code for a protein of 650 amino acids. Gene Ontology annotation, molecular function: oxidoreductase activity, acting on CH-OH group of donors; flavin adenine dinucleotide binding. The transcript has 3 exons.